AUGCGAGUCAGGGUAGUGCAGAACAAAAUCUCCUACAAUAUGUCAUCCAAGGUUACAGAAGCUCUGCUGCUCUUAAAAAAGCAUGGGGGCAGGGCGGGGCAGAGCAUGGGGGCAGAUGAAGGGGAUGGGGCGGAGCAAGGGGCGCAAGGAGGAGCAUGGCCCAAUCUUGCCCUCGUCUCGUUCACGGCCUUCCUCACCCCCGUGCGCCUCAUCUCCUGCAGUGCCUUCAACACCGCCUGCUCCUUUUCCUCCACUUCCUUCUCUCCCUCAUCUCCCUCCUCUCCCUUCCUCCUCUCCCUCCUCCCCCUCCUCUCCUUCUCCCUUUUCCGUUCUCUGCUCAUCUCCCUUGCGACCUCAUCAGCCCUCCUUUGUCCAUGCCCCAUUCCCGCCAGUACCCAUGCCUAA
Closterium sp. NIES-65 is the source of this 405-nucleotide messenger RNA. NCBI's taxonomy places the organism in Eukaryota, Viridiplantae, Streptophyta, Zygnematophyceae, Desmidiales, Closteriaceae. The record is from the annotation of a GenBank genome assembly.